CAGCGGGUGGCGGUGGUGAGCCUGUAGGGCUGCUAACCGCCAUUACUCCAAGAGAAGAGGAAGAAGCACUGUUAGUCUGAAACUUCUGCGGGUUUUUCAGGGAUUAAUUCACUAAAUCAGCUCACAGGAUCCUGAACACAGAGACCAGCUACUCUUCUUUACUCCUUUAUAUAAAAUAUGAACAUUUCCCCCCGCUGUAAAUCACCACAGAGGCGCUCAGAUAUCAGCUAGUCAAUUGACACUACACCAAACCUUUUGCUUACAAUGGACCCCCUCAACACCCUCUCCAACUUUGAGUCAGAGAUGGAGUCGGACGGUCAGGGCAGUUACUCACUCUUCCCGGCUCUGGACAGCAUGACUGGAUUGUCUGCAGCGUCUGAAGCUCUGGAGGCGGAACCAUCUGGAGAAGUUUCGGACAAACCGAACCUCACGUGGCUCGAUGCGGCUCAGAUUGUCCUUGAAGAGGCUGGACGCCCCAUGCACAUCAAGGAGAUCAAGCAGAGGAUCAUUGAUCGGGGACUGGUGCAGUCCAAUGCAAAGUCGAGCCUGGAGGCUGUAAUGUACCGUGAGACUCAGAAAGGGAGCAGGCGCUUCAAGAGGAUUGAGAACAGAAAUGGAGUCUUUGCCCUCUUGACUGAUGAAGAGAGGCAGCAGGCCCUGCAGGCGUUUACUGCCCAGACCACUUUCUCCACUUCAGGCUCGUCUCUGCCGUCCGUUCCCUCACCUCAUGGCCACUUGGACAUCAAGCCAAAAGUGAAGAAAGCUCUCCGCAAGAACCAGAACGAGAAGUACAGGCUCAAGUACCUCCGUCUGCGCAAAGCAGCUCGCGCCAUGAUCUUUGAAAACGCAGCUCUGUGUGAUGAAGUUGCUCACUUGGAGGAGAAGUUUGUGCGAGCGAAAGAAGAGAGGAGGUUCCUGCUAAAGACGUUAAUCCAGUAUCAGUCUUUGGCUGAAGGGGAGGUGAUCUCAACUCCCAACAGCUCCUCUCUGCCCCCUGCUGCCUUCAGCUCAGGUACUGCAGCUCCCGCCAUGCUGCCAGGUGGUCAGAACCAGGGGCCCGGGCACUCAGGACCUGAAGAUUCCUUCUUGAAGAAACCAAAGAAGGAGCGUAAAGAAAGAGGGAGAGAGAACGGAAGAGAAGACGUGUCGAGGAAGAUGUCUAAGAAGAGGAAAGUGUCUGAGAGUGGAAUGCGUAAACUGGUGCAGCCCAUCCCUCUGGAUUCUUCUGGCCGGCCUGUUUUCCCCAUCACACUGGGUGGCCUGACUGUCUACAGUCUGGGGGAGAUCAUCACAGAUCGGGUUCACUUUCAUGACGAAUACGCCAUCUACCCUGUGGGCUUCUGCAGCACGCGAGUUUUUGCCAGCACGAAGAAUCCAGAACAGCAGUGCCUCUACACCUGCCAAAUAAAAGAUGGUGGACAAGGACCACAGUUUGAGAUUGUGCCGGAAGAGGAUCCACAGAACGCUAUCGUGGCUUCAUCAGCUCAGAGCUGCCAUACAGAUCUGCUGAAAGCUAUCGCUGCUAAAAGGGGUUUGCCCUUAACCAAUAUCGUCCCCUCCGGUGCAGACUUCUUUGGUUUCUCUCAUCCCACCAUCCAGAACCUGAUUCAGAGCUGCCCUGGAGCUCGCAAAUGCAGCAAUUACAGUUGGGUUCGCUUCGAGGUUUGUCGGCCGGGUGAAGGACAGGUCCCACACACUCUGGCGGAGGAGGAUGCGUCAGUAAACUUCGAGGCGUUCCAGCGCCUGCUGAGCUGUGAGGAUGGCCUGGCCAAUCAGAGCCUUUCUGUAGACCAGAGCAGCAGCACAGGACGACCGGUGCAGUCCAGCAUUUCCUCUCAGCAUCUGCUGAGUUCAGCAUCUCUACAGACGCCAUCAGCGAGCUCACUGUCCAACACGUGAGGACGCUCAGCACGGCUGCAGUGCUGGACCUGUGCCAGAGUUCCUGUUAAAGUGUUAGAAACUGUUUGAAAGAGGACUGAGUCAGUUUGGGUUGAUGAUGUAAAGCUGCAGGAGUGAAUGCGCUGGCUGUCAGUGACACCUAGUGGCCAUCCUGCUCCAUUAACCUCACAGAUCACCAAUAAUCUUCAUUGUUCUUCUAUAAGUACAUCACAUUACAUUUCUGGGAAGUUUUGUAUGUAGUUGGUCAGAAUUGUUUACCCUGAGGAUUUGUCAAUAAAUGGCUUUAAAAUUGA
Molecule: messenger RNA, 2192 nt
Organism: Astyanax mexicanus (Mexican tetra)
Lineage: Eukaryota; Metazoa; Chordata; Actinopteri; Characiformes; Acestrorhamphidae
Gene: fyrd1
Product: transforming growth factor beta regulator 1
Exons: 15
Coding region: 265-1899 (544 amino acids)
Biological process (GO): regulation of cell cycle; regulation of DNA-templated transcription
Cellular component (GO): nucleus
Source: RefSeq, a predicted model, not a curated record